CUGUAUGCAGUGAGUCAGAGGGGUGUUGCCCGAGCCUCAAAUACGCAGACGCCCAGCCCCAUCGACACUGUUUCUUUCUGCAGCUAAAUAUCUUCCAUUCCCCCGAAGUUUUUUAGUUUUGUUGCGGCUCCUGCUCUCACACACCCGAAACAGCAAACGCGAGGAAGGAUGGUGCACCACCCCGAGUUUGAAGGAGCUGGACAGCAGCCGGGUCUGCAGGUGUGGCGGGUGGAGAACUUCAAACUGGUGCCCGUUCCCGAGAACCUCUAUGGAGGGUUCUACACCGGCGACGCCUACGUCAUCCUCAACACCAUCAAGCAGCGCUCUGGGCAACUGCAAUAUGACCUGCACUUCUGGCUGGGUGACCACUGCACGCAGGAUGAGAGCGGCUCAGCGGCCAUCUUUACCGUGCAGAUGGAUGACCAUCUCGGAGGGAAGCCCAUCCAGUACCGCGAGGUGCAGGGCCACGAGUCCAAGACCUUCCUGGGCUACUUCAAGAAGGGACUCACCUACAUGAAAGGAGGAGUGGCAUCUGGAUUCAAACACGUGGUCACCAACGAGGUUGUCAUGCAGCGCGUGCUCCAGGUCAAAGGUCGCCGUGUUGUCAGGGCCACAGAGGUGGCGGUCAGCUGGGACAGCUUCAACACCGGAGACUGCUUCAUCCUGGACCUGGGCAGUGAGAUCUACCAGUGGUGCGGCUCCAAGAGCAACCGCUUUGAGAAGCUGAAGGCCACUACGGUCGCCAAGGGCAUCCGAGACAACGAGCGCAGCGGCCGAGCACGAGUGUAUGUGUGUGAUGAGGGGAGUGAAAGGGAGAAGAUGAUUGAGGUUUUGGGGCCUAAGCCAGACUUGCCUGAGGGAGCCUCCGAUGACAUCAAAGCAGACGCGUCCAACAGGAAGCGGGCCAAGCUUUACAAGGUGUCCGAUUCCACCGGGGACAUGGCCAUCGCGCUGGUGGCGGCCGAGAACCCCUUCUCCCAGAGCGCUCUGGAGUCCAGCGACUGCUUCAUCCUGGACCACGGCGGCGACGGCAAGAUCUUUGUCUGGAAAGGAAAGGACGCCAACAUGGACGAGCGCAAGGCGGCCAUGAAGGCGGCGGACGAGUUCAUCAAGAAGAUGGGCUACCCCAAGCACACGCAGGUGCAGAUCCUGCCCGAGCACGGCGAGACGCCGCUCUUCAAGCAGUUCUUCAAGAACUGGCGCGACCUGGACCAGACCGAGGGCCUGGGCGUGGCCUACAUCUCCAACUCCAUCGCCAAGAUCGAGAAGGUGGCCUUCGACGCCGCCACGCUCCACGAGUCGCCCGCCAUGGCCGCGCAGCACGGCAUGGUCGACGACGGCAACGGCGAGAAGCAGAUCUGGCGUAUUGAGGGCUCCGACAAGGCUCCAGUUGACCCAUCUACCUAUGGGCAGUUCUAUGGAGGAGACAGCUACAUCAUCCUCUACAACUAUAGUCAUGGAGGACGUCAAGGACACAUCAUCUACAUAUGGCAGGGAAUGGACUCCUCCCAAGAUGAGAUUGGUGCAUCAGCGAUCCUGGGUGCCCAGCUUGAUGAUGAACUUGGAGGAGGUCCUGUCCAGGUGCGUGUGGUCCAGGGCAAAGAGCCUGCCCACAUGAUGAGUCUGUUCGGGGGGCUGCCCAUGGUGGUGCACAAGGGGGGCACGUCCAGAGACGGAGGGCAGUCGGCCCCCGCGGACACGCGCCUCUUCCAGGUGCGCUCCAACUCCACUGGACACACGCGCGCCGUGGAGGUUGAUGCUACGUCCUCCAACCUGAACUCGAACGACGCGUUCGUCCUGGCGACCCCGGGGGGAGCGUUCGUGUGGGUGGGCCAGGGUGCCAGCGACCCCGAGAAGCAGGGCGCCCAGCAGCUGUGUGGCAUCCUGGGGGUGUCUGCCUCUGAGCUGCCUGAGGGAGGAGAGAGCGAUGACUUCUGGGAGGCACUGGGAGGCAAGGCAGCAUAUCGCACCUCCAGCCGUCUGAAGGACAAGAUGGACACCCACCCGCCCAGACUCUUCGCCUGCUCCAACAAGACAGGCAACUUCAUCAUUGAGGAGGUACCUGGCGAAUUGACACAGGACGACCUGGCCACAGACGACGUCAUGAUCCUGGACACCUGGGAACAGGUGUUUGUAUGGAUCGGCAACGAGGCCCAGGAAGAGGAGAAGACUGAGGCCAUGGCUUCCGCUUCUCGCUACAUCGAGACGGACCCUGCCAACCGCGACCGCAGGACGCCCAUCGUGAAGCUCAAGCAGGGCUUCGAGCCGCCCACGUUCACCGGCUGGUUCCUGGGCUGGGACCACGACUACUGGACCAGCGACCCCCUGGAGCGCGCCAUGGCUGAACUUGAACUGUGAACUGUGACCUCUUUACCUUUAACCUUAUUUCGCUCCACUGCCUUACCGCCCUGAGCUGAAACCCCAGGCACUCCUGAAGGAAAACAAUAAUUAGCUACUCUGUCUGCAUGUAGCAGUUCCACGUGUAUGGUGGACAAUAGCCAUUUUUCUGCAUCUUUUAUUUAUGCUAGUUUGAGGCAUACGCACUAGGUACAUAGAGAAGACCUGUUCUUACCUGGUUUUUACACACACACACACACACACACACACACACACCACAUACCUAACUGUUUUACAAUUAUUAGGAACACCUGACUCGUUUUGACAUCUCCUGCAUGUUGUUUUUCUAUAGAAGUACACAAAGUGUGGUUUUUAUAUGUCAGCAUUAGUGUUGUCCAACAGUAAGGACUUUUACUUAGACAUACCCCUUCAGGGUGACUGUUAUAGAUGCUGCUGCAUACUGUAUGCAUACUGCCACAAGUAGGAUUAUAUUCAACAUGAAGGACCCUGUCAAGAUGCUUUAACAAAAGAAUGAACCUCAAACAUUUAUGCUGUCUUUUUGGCCAUCAUAUGAACUAUUUGUUGUCCGCAACUAUGGAUAGGCUGGGUAAUGAAAUCUCUACCCAUUUUUGAUCUGUGAAGCCUCUUCUGAAAGAGUAGAUGAAAGUGCAAUACUGCCAAAAACAAACCAUGUUCAGGCCUAAUAGUUCUCUACUGCAAAGUAUUUGAAUCCAUUCCACAUUCUAACUGGUACAGUGAGAUGAUGACUAAAUGAGAGUGUGGUAGGGAACUGAUAUUCAAGCAAUAACUACAAAUGGCCACUAGAGGUCUCAGGUUCUCCAUUUCCAACGAAACAGCCAUUCAGUUCAUGUUGGCGCCCUGAUGGCUACGCUCCACCAGUCUCCUAUCUACUCCUUGACAUCCACCAGUCAUUUAUCUAAUGAGGACGCUUCUUUCCACUCUAAUGAGACUUAAACAUACAAAUAUGGAGAUUCCCUGUCAGAACAAACAAAUGGGAGUGCUCUUGGACAAUGGUAGUGCAAUUGAAUGACGAAACCCUAUAGCCUUAAUCACAUUAGUCAUGCACUUCAUGUGCCAGGGCUGAUGAAUGGGGCCUUGGAGGGGGGAAGGCGCUGGUAUCUUGGGCUGGAAUGCUGGAGCGCGACUGAGAAUAGGUGAUGUGUCAGUGGCACUUUCAAUUUGUGUUGCUAUUCUGGGAUGUGAUUAAAUGGGAGGACCGGGGAGGGAAGUAGGUGGGGGAGGCAUGCUCCAUCUGAGACCUUCAGAGGAGGAGGCCCGUUUCAUUUGAGAUUUGCUAAGGUGUUAUCUCUAGAUUCACCACUGUAUGGUCGCAUUACAAGAGCUUGUCACGUUCAGCUUUGUUUAAAUGUGCUGAACUGUGUGUAGAGCCAGAGUUCCUUCGCAGGUAAUUCAGUGGAUGGAGAAAGAUCUAGGCGCAGUAGCAUCACAGGGCAGACGCCAUCUUGAACACAUCCAUCGACGCAGGCUCGGUCUCCUCCAGUUGGCUUUUCCCCAGCCCUGCUUGUCUGUAGCUAAAGCUUCAGCCAGACCUCAAGAGGGUUUCCCCUGCUUUGCUGCUUCAAGUUUACAACCUCAAUGUUGCUCCCUCAACUGCAGCAUUCAUUCAUUCCCUUGCCUUACUUUUUUGUUACGAUAAAUACAACCAUGACAAUUGAUGAAAAUAAAGAAAAUAAACACA
Molecule: messenger RNA, 4057 nt
Organism: Sardina pilchardus (European sardine)
Lineage: Eukaryota; Metazoa; Chordata; Actinopteri; Clupeiformes; Clupeidae
Gene: gsna
Product: gelsolin a
Exons: 16
Coding region: 169-2358 (729 amino acids)
Biological process (GO): actin polymerization or depolymerization; barbed-end actin filament capping; cell projection assembly
Cellular component (GO): cytoplasm; actin cytoskeleton
Molecular function (GO): phosphatidylinositol-4,5-bisphosphate binding; actin filament binding
Source: RefSeq, a predicted model, not a curated record